UGUUCAUUAGAUUAUUUAGUUUGCAAAGUGCAUAAAACAUGAAAAAUGUAUUAAAAUCGAUUUAUAUUCGAGGCUUGGUACAGCUAAUAAAUCCGUGACAUUGACAGUUAUUAACUAGGACUUUGACAAUCAAUUUGACGUCUACUUUGAAACGAAACGAGCAAGUAGCGACGACUGAGCGAGAGUAAAACGAAACAAAAUGAAAAUCGUGAUUUUUGGAUCCACUGGCAUGACUGGCCUCUGCGCAGUCGAGGCAGCCAUUAAAAAAGGCUACCAAGUCCGCGCUUUCGUCAGAGACGAAGCGAGGAUGCCAGCCGAGCUGAAGGACAAAGUAGAGCUCUUCGUUGGCAAUGUCCUGGAGCCAGACUCCGUGGCUGAUGCCGUCGACGGCAUGGACGGUGUGGUGGUAGCCCUCGGCACCAGAAACUCCUUGGAACCUACCUCAGACAUGUCUGAAGGCACGAAGAACAUCAUAGAGUCCAUGAGAGCUAAGAACGUCAAACCUUUGUCUGUUUGUCUGUCCGCUUUCCUGUUCUACGAGCCUGAGAAGGUCCCUCCAAGAUUUGUGGACCUGAAUGAGGAUCAUAAGAGGAUGUAUGAAGCUGUGAAGGAUAGCCCUCUCAACUGGAUCGCAGUGUUCCCUCCUCAUAUCGCUGAUGAGCCGAGCCGCGAGGUGACGGUGACCAUCAACCCUACAAGUUCUCCUGGCCGCUCCAUUUCAAAGAGAGACCUGGGCACCUUCCUCGUAGAGUCUCUAUCUGAACCCAAAUACUUCAAAUCUAUCAUCGGUAUUGCUAAUAAGUAGAUAUCUUUUAUUUAUAUGUUUAAGUAGCUGACUGGACUAAGAAGGUAACUGUAUUAGUGCCAUUUACAACUCCAAUUUUUGCGCCGCUAGAGGCGCUGGUGUCGCGUUAAAUCCAUUGACUGUGUCAUUCAUUGCACAGUCAUUUAUUGAAAAUUAUGGAAGUGUUUACGCUGCAUUAGUGCCCUUAUGAACGCACAAAAGACAUCGUCAUUGAUUUAUGUGUAAAAUAUAAUCCAUAUGAAGUUUUGUACAAAUGAAUGGGCCCAAGGUCAUUUAUGUAGGUAUAUAAUACCGAAAAAUAUAAAAAGAAAUGUAAAAUCGUGAAUUAGCACUUUUGGAAUGUCAUAAUUUUUGCUUAGUAGCAUUAUAUGGCGAUAAAAGGAUUUCGUAAUAUCACGAAUUAAUAGAUAACAAAGAUAUGUAUUUAUAAUAAUUAAAACAAAGUAUCGCUCUAUGAACUAUCACUGAGAAUUUUAUCAACUUCCCUAGACUUCUUAGUCCAGUAUUAAUUAAAAAAAGAAAUAAUUAAAAAUAUGCAAAUUACUUUUUGAACGAUUUUACAAGAAUGUUAACAAUACAUUGUUGUACCUCUGAUAAAGGUCUCCAUUAAUUAAUUUCUUAACAUGUGUUGGAUGACGACAUUUGAAAAAUGUAUAUUCAUGAUCCCUGUGUCACGUGUUUAAUAUGUUUAUUUAUACUAUAAAAUAAUAAGGUAAAAUGGAUUCCCGAAAUUGGUGCAUUCAUAGCAUACAUUCAAAUGUUAUGUAUGUUCCAUUCAAAUCAAUAACAGAGAUUUCAGACAUUUAGCAUAAUUACAUUAACACAUUUUGAAGAAUGCUAGUUCCAUUUCCAUGAGUUUAUUGUCCGGUACAAAACAUUAAUUUAAAGUAUAAUUUCUUAUCAUUAUAUUUGCAUUUAAAUUGUUCGGGUCCAUUACAGUGUUGAUGUGAUCAGAGUAGAAUACAGAUAUUGUGCUGCAUUAGAUAUUGUUAUAAACAAUAAAUGCAACAAAUACCUCAUUUUAAGGAUACUAAUGUAAAACAAAUAUUUUGUUGGUAAUAAAUUUUUUAAUCGUU
Messenger RNA from Spodoptera litura, 1881 nucleotides. Its product is annotated as flavin reductase (NADPH). Gene Ontology annotation, molecular function: biliverdin reductase [NAD(P)H] activity; riboflavin reductase (NADPH) activity. Lineage: Eukaryota; Metazoa; Arthropoda; Insecta; Lepidoptera; Noctuidae. The record is from RefSeq and is a predicted model, not a curated record.